GUUAUACCAAUAAAUCACUUAUUCAAACAGUUUCCAUGGACAGAACUGUAAAGAUCGUGAAGUGAAUAUAUAAAAUGCGAUUUUCAAAGUUAAGUGUCUUUGUAUUUCUGUGUUUGAAUUGCGAAGGUCUUACAGACGAAAGGAGAUAUGUUUUCUAUCAUAAAGUAGAACAAAACUCAGUAACUCAAUAUGAUACUAUAACAUUACAAGCCAAAAGCCGCAUUGACUGUGCCAGAGAGUGUCAGCUAGAAAAGUGUGCCUGCUUCUCCUAUAGCAAUGAGGCCUGCUCUAUUGGAAAGUGUGAUUUGGCCGCCAAUACUUCAGGUGGAAGUCAAGAGAUUUACGUUUCUUGUUAUGGAAACGAUGGCUUUAACUUCAUUACCAUUGGUUCAGCUAGCGCAUGCGUGUGGGUGUCGACAAACGCAACAAGUUACAUGACUGCCAGAGAUGACUGCAGAGCCAAAGAUGCUCACCUGUAUACUGUCAAGACAAUGGAAAAGCUGACAUGGCUUCAAUCGAAUUACAAUUCUAUGUCUUUAUGGAUCGGUCUAAACGACAUUGAUGUAGAAGGAACAUACAGGUGGGAAGAUGACAAUACCGUCUGCAGCCAGAGCUGGAUUAAUCAGACUUUUGCUACAGGUGAGCCAAAUAACCAUUUCUAUCCAGGAGGUAACUACGAUGAAGACUGUAUUAGCUUCUUUUACAGUGUACCGCUCCUGAAUGAUGCACCUUGUGUUUCAAUGAAUACCUACAUUUGUGAAAAGCCUUUUUUCAACUUUCCAUAAACAACUUUGACGACUUGUCAACUGCUAGUUUUUUUUUCACCGACAAGCCUCUACAUCUGCGAGAAGUCGUGUUUUUUUUUUAAUCAAUCUCUUUAGCUCAAGUUGUAAAUCAGUAACACCCAACAUACGGUCCGCGGGCCAUAUCCGGCACAUGACGCGUUGCUGACCACACCAAGAAACAUUUCUCUCUACAGUACUCAGUGAAGCCACAAAGAUUCUUUUUCAAUCACGCAAAGAUUUUUACAAAACUCACUCGUCUGUCUGUCUGUCUGUCUGUCAUGUACAAAUUGUGUAUAAUUUUUUUCUCCCAUUUCCCAUCCUCGGAUCAAAUUGAAAUUUGCCACAAAUUUUACCAAGGUACACUUACUAACAAGUGAUGAAGACUGCAUAAUUUUCAAAAAUUACUUACAUUUGCUAAAUGAUGUAGCUUGUUUUUUUUUUUGUUUCAGCCGUUGUAUCACCUACCUCUAUAUUUGUGACAAAUUAUUUCUUUAACUUUUCUUCAUAUAAAUUUUAACAAAAUGUCACCUGUUCGUUCACAGGCAUCUGAAAAUACAAAUAAAGUAUCACGUUUAAACAUACUCUUGUCAAUUUCUUUUUAAAAUAUAUAAUUCUGAAAACGGUAAUUCUAUGGUAAUGCUAUUUUUUUUAUUACUGCUAUUGCUAUAUAUUGAUUUAAAAAAAAAAAAUCCUUUUAGUUCCAGGUGUAUAUAAUAUACUGUCAGACUAUGUUAAUUAUGUCUUUGGAUUUGUAUGUCUUGAUUGGCACCUUUUCAUAUCUAUUGAUUGUAUUAACAUACUGUUCUAACUCUGCCAUGCGCACCGCCAUCUAAGCUAGUGCAGAAGGUGCGCACUGUUAGAGACUGGACUGAGAAGGAUGUCAACAUGAGGAAGUAGAACGAUUUCCGCCCAAGUCUAGAGCCGAUGUA
Molecule: messenger RNA, 1714 nt
Organism: Biomphalaria glabrata
Lineage: Eukaryota; Metazoa; Mollusca; Gastropoda; Planorbidae
Product: brevican core protein-like
Exons: 5
Coding region: 75-785 (236 amino acids)
Source: RefSeq, a predicted model, not a curated record